UUAAAACGAAUCGUCACAAUCAUGAUUGCAAAUUGUGAUAGCGAAAGCUUCAGUGUUGAGGAGGUUGCCAAACAUGAUACUGUAGAAGAUGCUUGGGUUACAUUGGAUGGAAAUGUAUUUGAUGUCUCCCAGUUCAUAUAUGAUCAUCCGGGUGGCUCGGAAAUAGUGGCGCCUCAUCUUGGAAAGGAUAUCUCACAGGUGUUUCUAGAUGAUACGGAGCACGAACACUCAGAGACUGCAUACAAUAUGUUGCAGAGAUACAAGAUUGGUACAUUGCGCGGUUAUCGCAAGUCGGCUCCAUCCGUCUCUGAACUGAUCCGUUCCAAAGUCAAGUUGAGCCAACUGAACAACCUAAACACCGUUAGCAAGGACCAGUCUCUGGAAGGACUGGUCGACGUUACAAAGGCCAUCCUACCACAGCUCAAGAAUCUACCAGGUUCGACCUACCUGAGGUGGAUCCACUCACAGACUGGUCUCAAGGAGAUCAUCAUCUUUGAUAGUCCUUUCCUAGAGUUGUUCACAAGGUGGCCAUGGUGGUACAUCUUCCCAUUGUGGAUACCAAUUAUCACACUUACAUUCUAUACAUCAAUCACACAACCCAAUAGCUCAGUAUUGUUCUCAGCAAUUGUGUUCACAUUUGGACUAUUCUCAUGGUCAUUCUUUGAAUAUAUAUUACAUCGAUUCAUCUUUCACAUUGAAACAAGCUCAUACAUGGGCAACUUCCUACAUUUCUUUAUCCAUGGUAUUCAUCAUCUCACGCCAUAUGAUGCCACCAGACUCACAUUCCCUCCAAUGUUCUCUGCAGUAAUUGCAUUUGGAUUUUGGAAAUUGUUCCUUGGAUUCCCUGAUUGGUUACAGGCAACUGGAUUCAAUUGGGCACUGUAUGGAGGUAUUGCCUUUGGUUACAUGCUCUAUGAUACAUUGCACUACUACUUCCAUCAUGGAGACAUCUCUUGGUUGCCCGAGAAGUUGAAGGAGUUCAAGUCCAACCAUCUCAAUCAUCACUACAAGGAUGACACCAAGAACUUUGGAAUCACAUCGACUAUAUUCGACAUAAUGUUUGGAACU
This is a messenger RNA of Acytostelium subglobosum LB1, 1068 nucleotides long. RefSeq lists its product as hypothetical. Gene Ontology annotation, biological process: fatty acid metabolic process; lipid biosynthetic process. Gene Ontology annotation, cellular component: membrane; endoplasmic reticulum. The annotation marks the transcript as partial. Lineage: Eukaryota; Evosea; Eumycetozoa; Acytosteliales; Acytosteliaceae. The transcript is spliced from 3 exons. The record is from RefSeq and is a predicted model, not a curated record. Gene Ontology annotation, molecular function: fatty acid 2-hydroxylase activity; heme binding; iron ion binding.